GAGGUUACCACCGCUACAAUUGUGUUUUAAUUGGACUAGUACCGCUUCAAAUUGCUAAAUAAAAACGAUGAUAACUACUUGCCUCCUUUCAGAUCGACCGUGGCCGCCAUUGAUGGUUUUCCAACCCUGUAUCAACAAGCAAUAUCUCGAAAAGGGAGUAGUCUAUACGCCCUAAGGUCUGAAAAUGUGUUCUCAAAUCUCUUCUCCCCACUAUAAAUCUCUUGAUGAGAAGUAUUUCGCUCAGGAUUUUUCUGUUUCUGCCUCUCUCUUUGAUAUGAGAAACUUGUUCCGGCGAUCAUCAACAAUAGAUGUUUCGCUCGUGCAAUUUAUGCAACUGAGAUUGAAAAGAAAAAACUUGUAGACGAUGUUACAAUAUUCGCAAGACCAAGUACCGCAAACCAACUCAAGUUCAUCAACCUUAGUUGAAAGCUCCGAUACCUCAUCCAUGACCAGCGACAGCAACUGUUUGGCAAGCAUAUGGAACAAAUGCAAAACAUUUUUGCGACAAUUGUUGACAAGAACACACGAAGAGCUGGAGGGAAUGGAAUUAGAAGAAUUUCCAGGACGGGGUAGCAAUCAAGCAACCAGCUCCACAAAUAACGACUGCACAUAUAUACCGCAGGCACUCACGUGGGCAGAUCUCAAUGUGCCACAGGAUCUCCACGUCAUCCUCAUCGAGAACAUGCAUGGGCUGAUUGAAGAGCGGCUCUAUCGAGAAUACAACGAUCAUCUACCAAGCAAGUUCCAAAAACGCAGAGAAACAAGCCUUAUGCAAAAGCUUUAUCAGAAUCAUCCUGAAUUUUCCUGGUACGAAUUAUACCGGAAGCUGGACGGACACGGGCAAACAUACGAAGAAUGGUUGCACAACAGGAACUGGAAAAAAGCAGUCGACGGGGCUGCCUGGGCGCUAUGCAUGAAUCAACGUGUCAUCCUUAAUGAAAUGAAAACAUAUGCCGAAUAUGAAAAGAUUGAAAGGAAGAUUGAAGAUGUAAAGAAAUCCGGAAUUUUGAAUAUCAAGGAAGCAAUUGACAAAGCUUCCUUCAGCGAUGUUGGGUCAUUCCUGUAUCAUGACAGAAAGGCGCUGGGGGCCUUGCAGAAGGCUGAGCCGGGGAAAUACGAUGAGUUGGUAGAGUGCAUGAAUCAUCUCAAACGCCGAUAUUUUUUUAGCCUAGGGAGACAAGAUAGAAGUAUAUACUGGAUCCCGACGGCUCAGGCGACUCGAGAAUUGAGGGCAAGGCUUGAGCAUUUGAAAAGGGAGAGGCUUGAGGAAUGCUGCCUUGGUGCCAGGGUAUCGCAUGCGACUCAAGAAGAGAAUGUGCAGCAAAAUACUCCGCUUCGUAUUCGGUAACAGAGAAAGAUUUAUCAUUGUGCUGUCAUUGGAUAUCGUUGUAGGAACUAUAGGAAGCAGAUGUGUUUUUAGCUGGGAGUUCAAACGAACAACCUCUCCCAGACAUUCCAGAGCAGGAAAAAAAGAGAUUAUAGAUGACUAUAUACACCAUACCUCAUGCCUGUGUGUUACCGUUGGCAAUUUCUGUCCCAUGUUCCGGUGCAGUCUCCAAAUGACUUAGUAAUCCCUGCUUGCCAAACUUCAUCGCCUGUUGGAUUUGCUCCUCCUCUUCUCUAAGCCGAUCCUUGCCGUAAUCAAGCUCUUUCUGCUGCCUCCUCUUGUCUUCUUCGACCUUCUUUGCACGCGCUUGAAGCGCUUUUUCUCUCCGCUUGCGCUCUUCUGCUUCCUUCGACUUUACAGUCUGAUCCUCUUCUGAGA
Xylona heveae TC161 is the source of this 1765-nucleotide messenger RNA. RefSeq lists its product as hypothetical. The coding region runs from base 365 to 1348 and encodes 327 amino acids. The transcript is spliced from 3 exons. NCBI's taxonomy places the organism in Eukaryota, Fungi, Ascomycota, Xylonomycetes, Xylonales, Xylonaceae. The record is from RefSeq and is a predicted model, not a curated record.